ACCAUCACUUGACUUGGAAUUACUAGCCGAGAAUUCCAUCUGGAUUUCCACAAUCCCAUCCCACCUCUCAAUACAAAUCCCCAGCUGUUUCUUCAGGGCUCCUUCCCCUCGUGCUUCGUUCCUUCCCCAAACUGAACAGAACGUCCAGGCAAUUGCGAUGACCGUCGCUCCUUCCUCACGCGGCAAGCUGCCAUAGUGCCACGUCCGCAGCUGCUGCGCCAGAUGGGCAGCUGCCUGAAUGUCUUCUACCAUUCUGCCUAAUGGCUCCCUCGCCACUGAUACCAGCCAUGAAAAGUCGUUGUUGACUCUUCCCACCUUCACAUCGGUCCAUGCCGACUCCAGGACGUCGCUGUCAACAUCAAACUCGGACAUUUCUGCUCCCAAGACUCGCCCCGGCAACCGUCACCGUCAUGUCGAGUCUGAGAACUUGCUCAUGGGCACAACCACUGGCAGUGGCUCAGAGAGCAAGGAGAAGAACAAGAGCAAGGAUAAAGAGAAGGAAAAGGACAAACGCAGAGAUCGGGACGGAGACAGCCAUAGAGGUGGCGACCUCUAUUCACCAAAAGUCCGUCGCUCUGGGGGUUUUCUUCUUGACUCCUUCUCCAGAUCACGCCGACUAUCACCCAACUCUUUGGCCUCCUCAUCCUCGCAGACCAAAGCCAACAGACGAAGCGAAUCGCAGGAAUUGGUCGUCCCCAAGAAGCCACACGAUCAUCAUGGAAUCCCAAUCACUACGUUCAGAAGCUCUCCCCUCGCUUCGCACAUUGAGCAGAACCACGGCCAUCACGAUCCGGCCACCGUCACUCCACCUCAGUCAUCUACAGCGUCCGACCUUCGCCGUUCCAUGUCCUCCUCGUACAAAGUCGGUCGUCAGGGAGCAAGUUCGGCUUCGAGUUCGCGCAAGAAUGAGCCUCGCCCUUCGUCAACCCACAACGUCGGCCGUCACGAUGACCCCGCUCAGAUCGUCAAUAUGGCUUUGACCCUGAGCGAGGGCCGUCGACGUCUUGCAUCAGGACGCAGGUAUGCUUCUAACGACCCUGCCGAACAUCGCGUCAUUUCGACUGGUACUACAAACCAUGAUGCUAGAGCCACUCUCAGAACAUCCUCUCUUGCGCCCUUCUUGGCUGCCAAUCGACAGUCUUCGCGAAAUAGAUCCCCCAAGCCGAGCUUCACACCUUCAUAUGUCGACCCUGGCCACGAGUCUCCUCUGCCGUCCGUUCAAGGACAGGAUACCCCACGCCCUGAAACAAACCAAGGUGACUCCACCAUGAGCGAUAGUAUCUCGCCUGCCACUCUGUCUCGAGUCGAAAAAGCAAAGGUAUAUUUCGAACUAGCCCAUGAACAUCGCCGUUUACUCCCCCAUCUGCCACCUAUCAGACGACCCUCCACCAAUUUUAUGCCCCACCGCCCAGAGUUAAUGCAGAGAGCCUAUAACCCCCUACAAUAUGUCCGCAAUAGAAAGCUGCGUGUGUGGGAAAAGACACCAAUUCACAGUGAACUGGAUGGCUGGUACGAUGUCAACCAAGUCCGAGCUUGGAUUGACGCAGUCAUCUCCAGCAAUGCCAAAACUCAUCACGAACCGGACGAGUGCCUCCGCCUUCCGCCCUUAGACCAACGCGCUGAAACCUCCGACGGCGAUGACCCUGACGAGAGUCCAGAUGAGAUGAAGAAGGCCGCCUCCCCUAGACUUCCGGACCACAUUCUACCAAAGCUCAGCCGACCCCGAUCAGACUGGGUCACUCAUCCCGCCGACCUGUUGGCAGAUGCCUACUGGCUUGAGCAGGGCUUGAACAAAUUGAAAAUACAAGACAGAGACAACAAUGUCAUAUACCCGCCAGACACUCAUUUUCAAUUUUCAGGAUGGCGGAACAAGACUCCAGUCGAUUUGCCUACCACUAUGCAGCAACCCUCCCCACCCCAAUCUCCCGAAGAACACCAUGCAGACGAGCCUCCUUCGGCCCUGCCAGAAUUACCCACAUUCAAAUCUGCCUAUCACCCCAAUAGUCAUGCCCAUGCAGGCCGGCAUAAAGCCAAGUUGAAGGAUGCUCUUCUUGUAAAGGAUGCAAGCAGCUCGCGGGAGCGAUCCCGCAUCAAGUCAAGAUUGUUCCGAGACAGUAGCGAGUCGGGUUUGACCGAUUCAAGUCCAGGCUCUGAUGACGGCAACGCGCAAGAACGCGGUCGAAAGCGACUGAGGCGUAAAAGGCGCCAAUCUCACGAUCAAGGGAGCCAAUCUCCGGGAAAGCAUACUUCAGGAUCUCGUAAUCAAGACAAGACAGCAUCUGUAAGAGACCAUACGGAUGAACUGCGCCCUACGUCCCCCACCUCCAACAGAUCCUCAUUCGACCAUUCCGCGUUCAGCAAGAGCCCUUUUAAAGACAGUUUGAAACGAAUCUCUCCCAUACCCAAAUCACGAAGGGCGCAGUCGGCACGUCCUGGUUCUGCAUUGUUUGUAACUCGGUCUAGCCUUGACAACGAAAGAGGUCCACGUCAUUCUGCUGACUAUUAUGACACCACGGCACCAACCUCCCCAGCUGCUGUUGAGUGGCCUAGCAUCGCCAUCAACCUGUCUCCUCCGCCCAGUCGAGGGCCAUCUCCUGUGCGAAAAGCUAGACCCUCAUUGUUGCAUCCCUUCCAACGGACGCACAAAGACCAUGAUACAACUAGUGUGACCGAUUUUGCGGCGAACUCCCAUCCACACCACCAACAGCCUAAAAGGUCAUCAGACUCGCCCGCAGUUGACUCUGGAGCUACAAGCCCUGAUUCGCGAGGGAUGAGCCCAUUUUCGAAGAAUCGUUCGUCAAUAACACGUCCAGAGGACGAUCAUGCUUUGCAAACUGACGAGCACGGACUGACUUCCACGGCCAAGACCGGCACACGAGUAACACACCUCCCACCAGCUCCCAGCGAGCAUUCCAGAUUGCGGGGCAUUUUCAAGGGAGGCCGGAUAGCGGAACUGGUGGGCAAUGAGGUAACAAGAGUUGGUGACUUCAUUUGGAAAAGGGACCUGCCGCACGGCUACACACAUGGGCAUUCGGCCUCAGAUGGAAGCAUCCGGUCAUAUCCUGGGUCAGAUUCUGCGAUCGAUCCGCAACACAAUGGUUCUUUAUUGAAAACACCCCCAGCUCUCACUGGCCGGUCCAGAUCUUCGACAAUCUCCAGCACCAAGAGUGAGCUCCUGUCUUCUGCGGGAACCAAGGUUGGCUCACCCUCAGUUGAGAGGCCAAAGUACAACAACCCAAAUCUUCCCUCUUUCACAUCACCGUUUCAGAAAGAUAGAGAAGUACAAGAAAAGAAGCAGUCUCUGCUCGCCCCGAGUACGACAGCCAGAAUCGACUCUUCAGACCAUAUCACUGCUUUGGGAGGGAAUGAGCGUCCUCCAUCUCGCUCUCCUGGCCUCAGGCUGGGCUUGCCCAGGCUCGAUACCAGUACUGGCGAAUCUUCAGGCGCCCAUGAGCGUCGGAAAAGCUAUGGCUUCGGACAAGCCUUGGACAUGAGCCGAUCGCUUCAGGCAUCGGACUACUUGAAUGCCGCAAUCAAUCCCAUCAACGGCCGAGCAGGUCCGAAGUCAACAAAGUCAGCGAGCGAAUUAGGACAAGAAGAUCAAUCAGAACACGAAGCAGACGAACCGGGCGCCGUGUCGUGGCGGGACAUUGGACGGGCUGAAGCGCUUUUGUUUAGCCAGACGGUUAAGGCAAGAGAAAUCGGGUUCAGGGCAGAAGAUCCGGAUACUCAUGCACCCAAGUUCCUUCUCGAUUCGUUCACACCCGAAAACAGGACUUUAUAUGCCCAAGAGCCAUUUCGGAUCAAGCGACGAGAGCAUCAUGUUGUCGCUGCAAAGAAUAUCAUGGAAACGUUGGACAGGCAUACGUCAACUAUCAACUACAAGCUUCAUUCGUUUAGCGCUGUGAUUGCGCCUUCGCUUCACAAGCAGCUUCAGACCUUGGAAGACAAGGUUGAGAACACGCUGACUCCACAAGUCCGUCUGACGGCAGAUGCCACAGGAGAAUUGAGCAUCAAUUUAACCACAGCCAGUACACUGGCGGUCAAAGGAUUGAAUGAUUCUAUCGAAGCAGCAUUUCGACGUCGAAAACGAGGCGUGCGGAUUAUGCGCAAGGUAUGGUUCGCCACCAUUGAAUACAUGGUUGUUGGGCUCCUCUGGUGCAUUUGGGCAAUCGUGAGUACCUUCCAACUUGUCUUGGGCAGUGUCAGAACCGUGGACCGAGUGUUUCGGUGGUUACUCUGGAUUGAUUAAGCGGGUUUCAGAGUCUACUGAGAAGCAUUGGGGGACAUUCUGGCCAACAUAUUUUGUAUCCUUGCGUUUGGGAGGUAGGAGAGAUAGAGAUGGCGAGACCCCGCGAUUGAUUUGGUUUGGGAUACCCAGAUUGAUUGAGUUGACCAGCCAGGCGUUGCUGAGUUCGUGGAGCAUGGAGCUUGUGUCGGUGCAUCACGACAUGGAGAUUUGGCCCUCUACAGCCGCGAAUCAGUCCUUGAUCGGUUUCUUUGAGUUGAGCAGCUUAUGGAACGCGUCUAAGAUGUCCGAAUCAUUAGCGUUUAUAUUGCACUAUAUAUUACAUGAGCGCUGAGUUCUGGAGCAUUUGAACCCAGAUAUUCAUCACCAACAGGUAUAUAAUUUUAAUUUUAAUCCCAAUACGUAACAGUUUG
Molecule: messenger RNA, 4662 nt
Organism: Exophiala mesophila
Lineage: Eukaryota; Fungi; Ascomycota; Eurotiomycetes; Chaetothyriales; Herpotrichiellaceae
Exons: 1
Coding region: 239-4252 (1337 amino acids)
Source: RefSeq, a predicted model, not a curated record